UUACGGUGUGUUGUUGGAAUGGUCGGGUGUUGGAUGGUGAGUUUCGUAUACAUGUUAGUUUUCUCUAUGGUGUUAGUACUAUUUGUGACAGAUGUGCAGUCCGAGUACCGAACUCCCAGGGAGUACCCUUUUUCAUGGACUUUUCAUGCAGCCCGAGUACCGAACUUUCUCCAGAAAGUGAUCCUCAUUACAUCAGAGCAUCUGCAGUUCCUUUUUUCUGAUCCGCAAGUUACCUCUGGCUUUCGCCUAAAAAUGUUGUCUGCAGAACUUCGAGCUCAAGCAGAGAAGUUCAUCUCUCUUUUACGAGCAAAUCCCGCAUUGCUUCACACUCCAGAUUUUAAAUUUGUGAAGGACUUUAUCGAGUCUUUUGGUGGCACUGUGCCUGCUGCACCUCCUCCAAGCUUCAAACCACCUACUGAUGGUAAACCUGAAGAGCCAGUCCCUCCUGCAGAACCAGAACCAGAAAGUGAAGAGAGUGAAGUGGAGUUAGAUACAACAGGCGUAAUUGAGGAUACAGAAGUUCCAGAGCCUUUAGAAGAAGUGAACCCUGAGGCAGAAAUCUCAGAAGAAAACUUGGAGGCCUCAAACGCCAAAAAGCAAGAAGCCAUCACUGCUCUUGGUGAAAACAAUAUAGAAACUGCCAUAGAAUUAUUCACGGAAGCUAUCAAAUUAAAUCCAGUCUCGGCCCUCUUGUAUGCAAAGCGCGGGCAGUGCUACCUAAAAAUCAACAAGCUCAAUAGCUGUGUGCGCGACUGUUCGUUUGCGCUGAAAAUAAACCCUAACAGUGCGCCAGCUUACAAGUUCCGUGGCCGUGCAAAUGCUAAACUAGGGAAGUGGCUAGAGGCAGCCAGUGAUCUAAGAAAUGCCUGCAAAAUAGACUUUGAUGAAACAGCAGAUGAAUGGCUGAAAGAAGUCACACCAAAUGCCAGGAAAAUUGAGGAACAUACCCGAAAGUAUGAGCGUAGAAGGGCUGAAAAAGAAUUUCGAGAAAAACAAGAGCGCAUCCGCAAAGCAAGAGAAGAGCAUGCAAAAGCAGCGGAAAGGAGUAAAGAAUCAUCUGCACCUUUCGAAGGAGAAGGAGAGGAAGGAUUUCCUUUCAACGACUUCCUAGGAACCAUGAUGGAUCCCGAAAUGCGAGAAAUGAUGAAAGAUCCAGAAGUAGCAGCAGCCUUCCAAGACAUUAGCUCAAAUCCAAUGAAUGCCAUGAAGUAUCAGAGCAACCCUAAAAUAGUCAAACUUACGCAGAAAUUAGCUGCUAAAUUUGCUGGAGGAAUGCCAGGUGGCAUGCCUGGUAUGCCUGGAGGAAUGCCAGGUUUUGGUGGUCCUGGAGGUCCUUUCGGUGGGGCGGGUGGCACUCCACCCUCUGCUCCGUCUCCGAAUUUCUCAGAUGACGUAGGAUUAGAUUAAGUUGCUGCUGUUCUGGGACUAAAUCAUGCUUGUUUUCUGUGUAAAUACACCUUUUUCUCUAGUAUAAGGAUGAUCAUUUUAGCUUUUCUUUGGAACUAGGUCCAAUUAAUGUUUUUCACAACUUUUUGAAAAAAGUUUUGAAACCUGUUGAAAGUAAAUUCAGUUCAGAUCAGAAAAAUGGAGUUGUCCUCAUAGAAGUUCUGAAGUAAAUCUUUUUAAAGACUGGUGUAAAUAAGAUAUUCUUGAUAACUGGAGUUCAAUGUUUUUUAAAUUAAUGGUUGAUCCAAUUCGAUGAUUUUAAAGUGGUAUUUUGUUUUUGUCUAAUUUUACUUAUUUUUUCUUUUAUAUCGUUUACAUUUAGUGUUUGUAUGAAUGCAUUGAUUGGUUUAACAAGGGUUUUUCUUCUAUCGAGUAUUUAGAAGUAAUUUUACUUAUUCAGCUUUUAUAGAGUUUUAAAGAAAAAUUUGCUAGGAGAUAACAGAAAGAAAAAAAAUUGACAAAAAUUCACACACCAUCUAAAAAUAGGAGUACAUAUAAAUUUUUAAAAUCAUGAUCAAAUUUUCCUCAAUUAAAUGUUCGAAUCACUCUCUUUUUUCAUUUUUUAUUUUUUCCCUAAGAUCAAAAACACUUGAAAUAUCGACUGUUGGAAGCAUCCUCUGGUUCAGGAACAACACUCAAAAGAAAAGUUUUCUAACUACGCAAAUACCACAAAUUUGUAUUUAUUUAUUUUUUGUUGUUGUUGUUGUUGUAUUAUACACACUGUUGCGAUUCUAAAACUAUGUUGAAAGAUGUGCUCUUAGCAGUCUUCAUUCAGAGGUACCAGAAUUUUUCAUUUUCAAACUAAAUAAAAUAAAAUCUGUGUCAAAUCCUAAUCGUUAUCCUAAUCAGUAUUUAAUACUUAGCCACAAGCCAUUCAUCCCUGAAUACCAAUGAUCUUUUGUUUGAGGCAAGCAUUCGCAAUGAGACAAAUUAUACGAUUAAAUUUGAGCAUUUUUAGACUGAUGCUUUCAUUAUAAUCACUCUUUUCCAUUAUGAAGAUUGAACUAUGAUUGUACACUCUGUUUUUGGUCAAAAACAUUGGACAAGAUAAUUAUUCUUGCAUUAAUAAGAGUUGCUAUGAUUCGAAAGGAGACCUUUUUUGAUUCUUUAAGCUGAACUGUUUACCUCACCAAUCUCUCGUAAUUUACCUCGACUGAUAAUUAUUAUGUGAUGCAUUUUGGGAUGGAAAGACGUUAACACAGCUGCUCUUAAUACCAACACCAUUUAUUCAUUUUUGAUUUUAUUGUGCAAUUUUACUACAAUGCUGAUUUUGUAGUUGUCGUUAUUUGAUAAGUUUUUUUAAGAUGAAAUACAUCAUCAGUAAAUACCAUCCAA
This is a messenger RNA of Bemisia tabaci, 2781 nucleotides long. Lineage: Eukaryota; Metazoa; Arthropoda; Insecta; Hemiptera; Aleyrodidae. The record is from RefSeq and is a predicted model, not a curated record.